Messenger RNA from Candida albicans SC5314, 843 nucleotides. RefSeq lists its product as uncharacterized. Gene Ontology annotation, biological process: actin cytoskeleton organization; barbed-end actin filament capping. Gene Ontology annotation, molecular function: actin filament binding. The record is from RefSeq and is a predicted model, not a curated record. NCBI's taxonomy places the organism in Eukaryota, Fungi, Ascomycota, Pichiomycetes, Serinales, Debaryomycetaceae. The coding region runs from base 1 to 843 and encodes 280 amino acids. Gene Ontology annotation, cellular component: actin cortical patch; F-actin capping protein complex. The transcript has a single exon.
AUGUCAAUCAACCUUAACGAACUUGUUGAUUCAUUAAUUCAAUCAGCACCUCCAGCUGAAUUGAAACAAGUGUCACAAUCGUUAUCCUCAUUAACUAAGGGAACAUCAACAUCGUCAACCAAUUCAUUAAUUCAAGAUAGUAUUGAACAAUAUGCCCAAGAGAAUAUAAUUAGUAUUGAUAAUAUUAUUAUUUCCAAAUACAAUAAGGAUGAGAAUUCGUCUAAAUAUAUUGAUUAUGUUAAUAACAAAUUGUUCAAUGUUGAUUGGCAAAAUCAAAAGAUUAUUGAUGUUGAAUCAUAUCACGACAACAACAAUAAAAGGGGCAGUAAUUAUGAUGAAUUGAUUCAGAAAUUGUCUCAAUAUGGUGAUGAUUAUUAUCCAUCAAACUUUGCAUUUACAGUUAUUCCUGAAAGUGAAGAUCAAUUGAGAGUGAUUAUUAUAGGACAACGAGCCAAUCAUGAUAAUUUUUAUACUGGACAAUGGAAAUCAAAUUAUUUAAUUACUGAACAAGGAAUCAAAGGUAAUAUUGAUUUAGAUAUUCAUUAUUUUGAAGAUGGUAAUGUCAGAUUGAAAUUCAAUGAAUCUAUCAACAGUAGUAAUAAUAAUAAUAAUAGUUCAACUUUGCAAAGUGGUAAUUUGAUUAAUAAUGCAUCUAGAAUUGUCAAUUUUAUUAAUGAACAAGAGAAUGCUACUAUGGUUAAAAUUAUUGAACAAUUUAAUAAUUUGAAUCAAAAAUCAUUUAAAAAUUUACGAAGAUUAUUGCCAGUUACCAGAUCAAAAAUUAAUUGGGGGUCUGCUAUUGGUAAUUAUAGAUUAGGUAGUGAUGUAAUCAAUAAAAAGUAA